Molecule: messenger RNA, 513 nt
Organism: Porites evermanni
Lineage: Eukaryota; Metazoa; Cnidaria; Anthozoa; Scleractinia; Poritidae
Source: the annotation of a GenBank genome assembly
GCACAGACACUUGUGGGAUCGAUUCAGGCAGGGGUUCCUCUUUCAAGAGUGAACACAAACGCUGGUGCUGAUGAUGAUGACGAUGACGACCACGAUGAUGAUAGCAGGCUUGCUAAGCUAGCGAAAUUCGUUAGAGUACUGACACUCAAACCGGUACACUUGGAGGAAGAUUGCCCAAUCACAACGUUUUCAGGAAAAAAAAAAAAAACUUUUUUGCAAACGGACCAAUAACAAUUAUAAAUUUAAGGGCUGUUUCCCGAGAGGUCGGGUCAGUUUAAACGUUUUUCAAAUUUUAAACGGUUGCAUAGUUGAAUACUAUAAUUUUAUUGGUCCUUUUGCAAAAAAACUUGAGAAUCUUUUGUGAUUGGACAAUCUAAUUCCAAGUGUCCCGGUUUGAGUGUCUGCACUGUGACAAAUAGAUUCCCUAACCUGUUGCGUGUUAAGUAAGUCCCAGUUCAAACGUCGAACUUUUCAUGUACCGAACUUAAUACCUAUUUGGGCCGACCCAACUGA